CCGCUGCGGGGCCCUGCCCGGGCAAGGCUGCGGGCGGGUGGCGGAGUGACUGCGUAGAGGUGAGUCCCGGGGAAAGGCCGGGGCCGGAGUGUCUGCAGACGGGACGGCUAUGUUCCGAGCGAUUUUAAACUUUGCUCAUGGCCGCACGCCCCUGCUUUGGCCGGGCGGCGCCGGUCACGUCUCUGCCGACGGACGCCCGCAGCCUCCGGGGCGGCGCGGCGCGGCGGCUGCUAGCGGCCACCGGGCGGCUCUUUUGUGUGGCGCUGUGCGGUACGCUCCGCUCCCGGCGGCCCUCCCGCCCCGUUCCGCUCUUGGCGGCGGGCGCUGCCCCGCUCCCCUCGGUCGGGGCUGUCAGGGCGGGCGCGAGGCGGGGCCGCGCGGAGCGGCCGCGGGGCAGCGGCCGGAGCACGCGCUGUCCCUCCGCGGGCGACCCCCGGCCCCGUGCAGCCCCCGCUCCCGCGCGCGGGUACUGUAUAAUGUGUGUGGCUAAAUGUAGUUACUACACUAAGCUCGUUGAAAGAACCGACUGCACAACAACUCCUUACCCAACAACAAAUCAUUUUUCCUCUGACUAUGAAUUUUGGAUCAGCUGUUGUGAAAGGGAGAACAAUAAAAGAUAUGGAGUCUGGAGAGCGGUUAACAUCAUCAUCAGUCUCCUCUACUGCAGCUGCCUCCACUCCAGCGUCUUCGACAGCGUCGGUAACUUCAGAAGUAUCGAAAGGUGGCCUUUCUGCCGGAGCUGCGACACUGAGCUCCACAAUCAACACAUGUGAAUGGUGGCGAACAGCAGACACACACUCUCGUCCUGGGACAGCUUUUUUCCCACCACUCUUGGGAAUUCCCACACUGUUUGCUCCUCCUGCACAGAAUCAUGAUUCUGCUUCAUUCCACUCAAGAACUACAGGAAAAAGUAGUCGGAGCAAUACAGACAAAGGAAUAAAUGGGUCACUGAAUGGCAGCAGUACCACUGCGGUCUCAGUUCUCAGCACAUCUGUGCUUUCCACUGGCAUUGCAGCAUCAGCAGGACCAGUGAAAACUGUAACCUCAGGAGCUGGGGGACGCAAAUACAACCAGGAGCAGAGCAAAGUUCAGCUUUUGGACACCAGGACUGACAAAAUCAAAGAUAAGAAGCCCAGAAAAAAAGCAGUGGAAAGCUCUAGUAACAGUGACAGUGAUUCAGGCUCCUCUUCAGACACCUCAAGUGAAGGUGUAAGUAGUAGUGACUCUGAUGACCUAGAGGAUGAAGAGGAGGAGGAGGAGGACCAGAGUGCUGAAGAGAGUGAAGAUGAUGAAUCUGAUUCUGAAAGUGAAGCACAUCACAAAAGCAAGAACAAGGUGCUAAUGCAUAGUGGUGUAACAGAUACAAAAAGCGAUGGACAGAAAUCACAGGAAAAGUCUCAAGAUAAAAGAACACACCAGCAGAUACCUCUUGUUUCUGAUUCCCAGACUCACUCAUCAUUCCAGUCCCAGCAGAAGCAGCCUCAGGUUUUGUCACAGCAGCUUCCGUUUAUUUUUCCAAGCUCUCAGGCAAAGGAGGAAUCUGUGAACAAACACACAAGUGUAAUACAGUCUACGGGAUUGGUUCCUAAUGUGAAACCUUUGUCUUUGGUACAUGAAGCCAAAAAAGAGACCUAUUUAAAACUCCUAGUUCCUUCCCCUGAUCUACUCAAAGCAGGGAAUAAAAAUACCUCUGAAGAAUCUAUCACUUUGACCAGCGAUGUUAGAGCUAAACGGGAACAAUAUAAACAGACAUUCCCAGCAGCACAGCUAAAGAAACAGGAAUCAUCUAAGAGCCUGAAGAAGGUUAUUUCAGCUUUGUCAAGUCCCAAACCAACCUCUAGUUCACCAGCUCAUCAAAAACUCACAUCCUUGGAAAACAACCAUUCUAACCCAUUCCUGACAAAUGCACUUUUAGGUAAUCACCAACCCAAUGGAGUUAUUCAGAGCGUCAUCCAGGAGGCUCCUCUUGCACUCACCACGAAACCGAAACCCCAGACCAAGAUCAAUGAAAGCGUAGCCAUUUCUAGUAGUGCCCCCUUUUCUUUGCCAAUAAACUUGAGUGCGUGUGGGAAAAAGACAACUGGUAACCGGACAGCUGUUAUGCCCUCUACCUCUCCUGUGUUACCUGGUUCAGGAAAGGAUAAAGCAGUCAGCAAUAAUGCAGUAAAUGCAGUAAAACCACAACACCGCCUUCAUUCUGCAAAACUGGUGGUGGAGCAGUUCAGAGGGGUAGACUCAGAUGCCCCCAGCAGUAAAGACUCUGACGACUCAAAUGAUGAUGAUGACGACGAUGAAGAUGAAGAUGAGGACGAUGAAGAAGAUGAUUCUGAUGAUAGCCAAUCAGAGUCUGACAGUAAUUCUGAGUCAGAUACAGAAGGGUCUGAGGAGGAAGAUGAGGAUGAUAAAGACCAAGAUGAAUCGGAUACCGACACUGAGGGAGAAAAAGCCCCACUGAAACUGAAUAAAACUUCAUCCUCUGUGAAGAGCUCACCCAUUGGUCUUACAGCUCAUUCCACCCCGCUUAAUCUCCAAGUAGCAAAGACGUCGAGCUCGGCAUCAGCUGCCUUAUGUCCUGAGUCCCAGCCUGCAGUGUUCCUCGGGACGGGAGCCUCCACCCUCACACCAAGUACACACUGUGGUAUUUCAAAAAGACGAAGAGUAGCAGAUGAACGGGAGCUACGUGUUCCUCUCGAUUAUGGCUGGCAAAGAGAAACCCGAAUAAGAAACUUUGGUGGUCGUCUUCAAGGAGAAGUAGCAUAUUUUGCACCCUGUGGAAAGAAGCUGAGACAGUAUCCUGAAGUAGUAAAGUAUCUCAGCAGAAAUGGAAUAAUGGAUAUCUCAAGGGACAAUUUCAGCUUCAGUGCAAAAAUAGGAGUGGGUGACUUCUAUGAAGCCAGAGAUGGACCGCAGGGUGUGCAGUGGUGUCUUCUGAAGGAAGAGGAAGUCAUUCCCCGUAUCAGAGCUAUGGAAGGGCGUAGAGGACGACCCCCAAAUCCAGAGAGACAGCACUCCCGAGAGGAGUCAAGGACGAGACGCCGCAAAGGCCGACCUCCCAAUGUUGGAAGUGGUGAAUUUCUGGACAAUGCUGACACAAAGCUUUUGAGAAAGCUGCAGGCUCAAGAAAUAGCUAGGCAAGCAGCACAAAUAAAGCUACUGAGAAAGCUUCAGAAGCAGGAACAAGCACGAGCUGCUAAAGAAGCAAAAAAACAGCAAGCUAUUAUGGCAGCUGAAGAAAAGCGAAAGCAAAAGGAGCAGAUAAAGAUAAUGAAGCAACAGGAAAAAAUUAAGCGAAUCCAGCAAAUUAGAAUGGAGAAAGAACUUCGUGCUCAGCAAAUUUUAGAGGCAAAAAAGAAAAAGAAGGAAGAAGCAGCAAAUGCCAAAUUACUGGAAGCGGAAAAAAGAAUAAAGGAGAAAGAGAUGAGAAGGCAGCAGGCUGUUCUUCUGAAGCAUCAGGAGUUGGAGAGGCAUAGACUAGAUAUGGUAUGGGAACGAGAACGGAGAAGACAGCAUAUGAUGCUUAUGAAAGCCAUGGAAGCACGUAAAAAAGCAGAAGAAAAAGAGAGGCUAAAGCAGGAGAAACGUGAUGAAAAAAGAUUAAAUAAAGAACGUAAACUGGAACAGCGAAGAUUGGAAUUAGAAAUGGCAAAGGAGCUAAAGAAACCUAAUGAGGAUAUGUGCUUAGCAGACCAGAAGCCUUUCCCAGAGCUGCCUCGCAUCCCAGGCCUCGUUCUUGAUGGAAGCACAUUUUCGGAUUGUCUCAUGGUAGUGCAGUUCCUGCGUAACUUUGGUAAAGUUCUUGGCUUUGAUGUGACCAUAGAUGUUCCCUCCCUGAGUGUUCUUCAAGAGGGUUUGCUCAACAUAGGGGACAGCAUGGGAGAAGUACAGGACUUGCUUGUGAAACUUGUCUCUGCAGCUGUGUGCGAUCCUGGACUUGGUACAGGAUACAAGGCUAAAACUAUUCUUGGGGAACACUUGCUGAACGUUGGUAUCAAUCGAGAUAAUGUGUCUGAGAUUCUGCAGAUUUUCAUGGAGGCUCAUUGUGGGCAAACAGAGCUGACAGAGAGCUUGAAGACAAAAGCUUUUCAGGCACAUUCUCCAGCUCAGAAAGCAUCAGUACUUGCUUUUCUGGUCAAUGAGUUAGCAUGCAGCAAAAGUGUAGUAAGUGAAAUUGAUAAAAACAUUGAUUAUAUGUCAAACUUAAGGAGAGAUAAAUGGAUGGUUGAAGGCAAACUUCGGAAGCUCAGAAUUAUUCAUGCCAAGAAAACGGGUAAAAGAGACGCUGCGGCGAGCGGGGACGGAGGCGAGGAGCCGCAUUCCUUGGAGACACCCGCGCCCGGCCGCAAGCGCCGGCGGAAGGCAGGGGACAGUGACUACGAUGAUGAUGAUGAUGAUGACAGCGAUGAUCAGGCAGAUGAGGAUGAUGAGGAUGAAGAGGACAAAGAUGAUAAAAAAGGAAAGAAGGCAGAAGCUUGUGAGGAUGAGGAUGAUGGGGACCAGGCAGUAAGUGUUGAAGAACUAGAGAAGCAGAUCGAGAAACUGACAAAGCAACAAAGCCAGUACAGAAAGAAGUUAUUUGAAGCUUCGCACUGUUUGCGUUCAAUGAUGUUUGGUCAGGACCGUUACAGGCGUCGCUACUGGAUCCUGCCCCAGUGUGGUGGUAUUUUUGUAGAGGGCAUGGAAAGUGGUGAAGGUCUAGAAGAAAUUGCAAAAGAAAAAGAGAAGUUAAAAAAGGAAGAAAGUAUGCAUAUCAAAAAAGAAGAAUUUGAAACAGAAGACAAAUUACAUUGCUUAGCUACAACUCACUGUGAGCAAAAGGAAAAUCUGAAAGAAAAGGACAGCACUAACCUGUUUCUACAAAAACCUGGGUCAUUUUCAAAAUUAAGCAAACUGUUAGAGGUAGCAAAAAUGCCACCUGAGUCUGACACUAUGUCUCCAAAACCUAAUGGCAGUGCAGCAAAUGGCUGCACAUUAUCUUACACGAGUAAUUCAAAAAACUCUGUCUGCGGUCUGCAACCCCCUGCAUCACAAAGCUCCAUCGAGAAGUCUGAUUCUAAUAAUCUUUUCAGUCCUAAUGCCAGUGGGACAGGAAAGUUUUACAGUUCUCCACUAAUUCCAAAUGAUCAGUUGUUAAAGACUCUUACAGAAAAGAGCAGGCAGUGGUUCAGCCUGUUACCGCGGGUGCCCUGUGAUGACACCUCGGUGACCCAUGUGGACACACCAGCUUCUACAGCUCCACUCACUCCUCAGUCACAUCCACCAUCAAAGUCACCAUCACCUGUUCCAUCACCUCUUCUGGGCUCAACCUCUGCACAGAGUCCCAUGGGAUUAAGUCCUUUUGCAUUGUCACCACUGCAGCAGAUGAAGACAGGACUACCUAUAAUGGGACUUCAGUUUUGUGGAUGGCCUACAGGAGUUCUCACUUCAAAUGUUCCAUUUCCAUCUCCUUUACCUGCUCUUGGAUCAGGUCUGGGAUUGUCAGAAGGGAAUGGUAACUCAUUCUUGGCAUCUAGUGUUCCUGCAAGUAAAAGUGAAUCACCAGCACUACCAGCUGAAAAAAUAACUUCUGCCCCUUCUACAGCAGCUGAAGUAGCCAAGCCUGUAGAUUAUCCUAACCCAAAGCCUAUACCAGAAGAAAUGCAGUAUGGGUGGUGGAGGAUUACUGAUCCAGAGGACCUGAAAUCUUUGCUUAAAGUGCUGCAUCUCAGGGGAAUAAGAGAAAAGGCCUUACAAAAGCAAAUACAGAAACACAUGGAUUAUAUCACUCUGGCCUGCAUCAAAAACAAGGAUGUUGCUAUUAUUGAUAUCAAUGAAAAUGAAGAUAACCAGGUAACUCGUGAUGUUGUGGAAAACUGGUCAGUAGAAGAACAAGCUAUGGAGAUGGAUCUUGCUGUUCUUCAGCAGGUGGAAGAUCUAGAGAGGAGAGUUGCAUCAGCUAGUUUACAAGUUAAGGGUUGGCUGUGUCCUGAACCUGCAUCAGAGAGAGACGACUUGGUAUAUCGUGAACAUAAGUCAAUUACUAGAUUGCACAAGAAGCACGAUGGAGAUUGUGCUGGAGGCGGAGAAGGCAAUGCCAGCUCUCUAGAGCGGAGGAGUGACAACCCUCUAGAUAUAGCUGUAACCAGGCUCGCUGACUUGGAGCGGAACAUAGAGCGAAGGUAUCUGAAGAGCCCCUUAAGUACCACCAUUCAGAUCAAACUGGAUAAUGUGGGCACAGUUACUGUCCCUGCUCCUGCACCAUCUAUUAGUGGUGAUGGUGACGGAACUGAAGAGGAUAUUGCUCCAGGGCUAAGGGUGUGGAGAAGGGCACUGUCAGAAGCACGCAGUGCUGCCCAGGUAGCUCUGUGCAUUCAGCAGUUACAGAAAUCAAUAGCAUGGGAAAAAUCCAUUAUGAAAGUUUACUGCCAAAUUUGUCGAAAGGGAGAUAACGAGGAGCUGCUCCUCCUUUGUGAUGGUUGUGAUAAAGGCUGUCAUACCUACUGCCACAGACCCAAGAUCAGCACCAUCCCAGAUGGGGAUUGGUUCUGUCCUGCCUGCAUAGCAAAGGCAAGUGGUCAAACUCUAAAAAUAAAAAAACUUCAAAUUAAAGGUAAAAAAAGUAAUGAACAGAAGAGAAGCAGGAAAUUAGCAGGAGAAACAGAGGAUGAAGACUCUGCAACUACAAGCGUUGCCUUAAAAAGAGGAAAAACAGAUCCUAAAAAAAGAAAAAUGGAUGAAAAUGUUUGUGUAAGCCAGUUAAAGCAAGACAAUUGCACUGCUGUUAAGAAACCUAAGAGAGAUGGAGACUCCAAGGACCUGGCUAUAUGCAGCAUGAUUCUCUCAGAAUUGGAAACUCAUGAAGAUGCCUGGCCUUUCUUACUUCCUGUAAACUUGAAACUUGUUCCUGGUUAUAAGAAAGUUAUUAAAAAACCUAUGGACUUUUCUACCAUUAGAGACAAGCUAAGUAGUGGACAGUACCCUAAUCUUGAAGCAUUUUCGCUGGAUGUCAGGCUUGUUUUUGACAACUGUGAAACUUUCAAUGAAGAUGAUUCUGACAUAGGCAGGGCUGGCCAUAACAUGAGGAAGUAUUUUGAAAAAAAAUGGACAGAGAUUUUCAAAGUGAGCUGAAGCUACUAGAAGUCUUUUUUUUCUUUUAUUUUUUUUCCAUUAAAUGAGGACUGAUAAGACCAGCAAUGUGAACUAUAUUUACAUGGAAGUGCAAGGCACAUACGUAACUAAUUUUUUCCUUUAAAAUAUCACAGAGUUGUGAUACUAGUUUUAAAGGCUUCACUCCUACAGCAACCAUGGCCCCUUGGUUAUUGGUUUGUGUGUUUUAAACUAAUUUAGGUAGAACAGGGAAGCACACCCAAAGAAUUUCAAAGAAAGGGGUGUUAUAGUGCAAUAGAAAUUUAUGAAAACGCACUGAAUAUUCAACCACCAGAGCUCUACUUGGGGAAAUGGUUAUCUUUUCCCUUUCAAUAAAUAUCUAUUUUUCA
Poecile atricapillus (Black-capped chickadee) is the source of this 7472-nucleotide messenger RNA. RefSeq names its product bromodomain adjacent to zinc finger domain 2B (gene BAZ2B). The transcript has 37 exons. The record is from RefSeq and is a predicted model, not a curated record. Lineage: Eukaryota; Metazoa; Chordata; Aves; Passeriformes; Paridae. Gene Ontology annotation, molecular function: DNA binding; protein binding. The coding region runs from base 574 to 7104 and encodes 2176 amino acids.